CGAGCAAAGGUCUUAAGACUAAUCACUGACCAAUAUGACAGUUUUAAAUUUGAAAGUUUUAAAUUCUGUGAGAAAAUUUCAAAAUUAUGAAAACAUCUGCAGAGGAACUGGAGGUUGGGGUCAUGUAUCCGGUCCUGAACAAACAAAACUUUUUCAGUUGGGAAGACAGAGUUACGUCUGCAGUUUCUGAUACAGAGAAAAACAUAGCCAAACUAAAGAACUACAUGAAGUCUCCUGUACUGAGAAACAAAACUUUAGACAAGGGUUCAGUAAAACACAUCGGUAACAAGGAAGAUAUUUUGAGAUGCUACAUGUCUCACAAUGUGUCUAAUCAUGCUGCAGCUGAUUCUGUGGCUCUCAAGUCACCUCAGUUAUUACAAGAUCAUCAACCCAUUAAAAAUAAUACUUUUCCAGUAGAGCUGCUGUGGAAAAGUUUGCAUGAACAAGCUCAGAUGAUAUCAAACUUACAAAAGUCAGUCCGAGAACUUCUAGAGGCAAGGAACAACAGAAAAGUUCACAUCGAGAUACCAAAAAGGAAGAACAUGUUAGAUCAGUUUGAGGAAAAUAUCAGGUUGAAGCCGGAAGUUCCGUGUCCAGACUAUUUAGGAUCUAGACGAGCUACACAGUUCCAAGAAUAUGUAGGAACUAUGAGCAGUGACUGUCAGACCACACAAUUAGCCUCACUCUUUUCUUCAGAAUGCCUUACCCUGAGAAGUGAGAUGGACACACUGAGAACAAAGAUGUGUAAGUUGUCGUGAUGAAACUUGUGAUAAUCAAUGUGUAUGUUCCCACGAUGAAACUUGUGGUAAUCAAUGUGUAUGUUCCCACAAUGAAACUUGUGGUAAUCCAUGUGUAAGUUGUCAAGAUAAAAUUUGUGGUAAUCCAUGUGUAAGUUGUCACGAUGAAACUUGUGGUAAUCCAUGUGUAAGUUGUCACGAUGAAACUUGUGGUAAUCCAUGUGUAAAUUGUCACGAUAAAACUUGUGGCAAUCCAUGUGUAAGUUGUCGCGAU
Limulus polyphemus (Atlantic horseshoe crab) is the source of this 1011-nucleotide messenger RNA. RefSeq lists its product as uncharacterized. The transcript is spliced from 7 exons. Lineage: Eukaryota; Metazoa; Arthropoda; Merostomata; Xiphosura; Limulidae. The record is from RefSeq and is a predicted model, not a curated record. The coding region runs from base 87 to 758 and encodes 223 amino acids.